AUGCCAGGUCUUGUAGCUCUCCCUGUCCGCCACUCAAGAAAGGAGUUCCCAGCCUAUCAAUGUGUUUGGUGUAUGGAGCCUGAGAGAGCUGUUGGCACGGAGUCGUGGUCUGAAUGGGGGGCAUCGCGAGUGGAUUUGCAUAAUCUGUGGCGUGGCACUGGUGCACAGACACAGAGAGAGACGGUGCCAACCAGUCCAAGGUUAGAGCUCCAUCCUGAGGUAACACGUGGAGAGGUCCGGAGGUUGUGGUCCUCAUUGUUCACUCAGCAGGAUGGAUCUGUGGACUUUCAACAGUUUAUACGUCACUUUGGCCCAUCUCCCAAAUCCUGCUGUUACCCCAAUGCCAAGCACAAUCCCCCCAAACGUGGAGACAAUGACUUCAUGCGCCUCUCCAAAAGACUCAACUGCGUCUCAGAUAUAUUAGUGGAUGCUCUACGGGCCAAGGUGGAGUUGUCUGUUUCUGAGCUCUGGACGGAGUUCUCCGAAAUUGAUUUUUCUGGAACAGGUUUUGUUAGCAGUGAUGAAUUUAAAGACAUCCUUAUGAGUCUCUGUGUUCAUCUCAGCCAGUAUGAGUGUGAUCUGUUGGCCAAGAAGUUUGACAUCAACCAUGAUGGCAGCGUGUCCUACACAGAAUUCCUCAAGCCUUUUCUAUCCCAGAGUCAAAUAUGGAAGCAUGGAUCCAACAUGGCAGCUGCUCUGCAGACUCCCAGAGAAACUAAAGAAGUUGCCACUCCGGAAACAUUAAGUCGCAAGAUCAGGAAAAAGCUCCAGCGUAAGGCCAGGGCUCUUAGCAAGGCCUGUGCCCGGCUCGAUGGCUCUAGCACUGGGCUUCUGUCUGCAGCUGAGCUGGGUGCUGUGCUACAGCUGUUUGGAGUGUGUCAGAGCCAGGAAGAGCUGAGGAGUGUGCUCUCUACCCUUCACAAACACCCGUCUGGACUCCUGGACUACCGCCCGCUGCUAAUGGACAAACACAGGACAUCCAGUCACAACCAGCAGACCAAGCACCAGCUCAGCCAUAGGAGUCAAUAGGUCAGAGGUUUAAAACAAAUUUUAGCUACAUUGAGAAAUGCAAGAUACUAUUUCAACUAAACAUAUUAACCCAACUGGCUUCAUCCAUAAAUAAAG
This is a messenger RNA of Sinocyclocheilus grahami, 1125 nucleotides long. RefSeq names its product EF-hand calcium-binding domain-containing protein 6-like. Lineage: Eukaryota; Metazoa; Chordata; Actinopteri; Cypriniformes; Cyprinidae. Gene Ontology annotation, molecular function: calcium ion binding. The record is from RefSeq and is a predicted model, not a curated record. The transcript has 7 exons. Bases 1 to 1029 code for a protein of 342 amino acids.